UUGACUGAGGCCAGGUCUAGUGAAAGUAGGAGGCGAGUGCACCUAUGUAGUUACAAAGUUACUCAUUGACUUGUCCUUCGCAACAUGAUUGAGGUGAACGCACCCCUUUCAGACUCCAUUUUAUAGCAAAGGUGAAAACAAAUGUUCAGUGACAAUGCUGCUUCAAUGUGAGCUAUAAGGAAGAGGGUCAUUUCCGCACCUGAGUUUCAGGUACAUAUUGACCAGGCUGACCAGGCAGGAUGUUGUGGUGAGGUCCAGUUACAUUACAAUGGAGAAGUAGAGCGCUAAAAAAGGAAGUAGGGAACCAUGGGGUCCUGGGGCCCCGGUCUGUGUGUGGUUUUGUGUUUCUGGGGAACAGUUAGUUGGAACACACUUCACGGUCACAUUGUUGGCCCGUGUACUGUCAAUACUGGCACGGCAUCAUUUAACUGCAGUUGGAGGAAACUGGCCCAUAUUCCAACAGAGAUAUGGAACAAUGCAACCGCACUGGACCUCUCUCAUAACCACCUGAACCUUACUAACCCUCAACACCUCAGACAACUACAGAGGUUGGAUCAGCUGGUUAACCUAAAUCUCUCAGGAAACUACCUCCCUCUGCUGGAAAAAGGCCACUUCUGCAGCCUGCCCUUCCUGCAGAUACUAGACCUCAGUGGUUGCCAACUGACCUCCAUGGAGGCUGGAGCUCUGCAGGGUUUACCCAGGUUAGGGAAGCUGUUUCUGGGGCACAACAUACUGCAAGCCCCCCUGUCUGUUUCUGCUCAAACUAUAUCCUUCCUGGAUCUCAAUGGGAACCAAGAGCUUGACCAUGGCUCUGAUGAUAUGUCGACAGGAAUUAGAAGACCAUUCCAUAGGAAACUGUUAACAGAGGUCAUUGAACAUCCCAGCCCAACUCCAGCUAACUCAAUGACUACAACUAAUGGCAGUGAGGAUGGUGGUCAGAGCCGUUUCUCCAAAAGCUGGCAGUACCUGGUAGCAGUACUGGUGACGGCCAUCUCCCUCUCCCUCCUCAUCGCUGUCCUGGCCAAAUGCCAGCUGGUCCGCCGCUACCUGGCCAGUUACCGUCACACCCGGCUGAUCGAGGGGGACACAGCCAGCCAGUGUGACCCCAACAGCCUGGAGGUAGGCUUCUCCAUGCACAACCAUGGGGGACAGGCACGGAGCACCCACCCUGCUGCUGUCCCCCAGGGAGAGAUGUACAUGGAGGAUGAGGAGGAUGAUGAUGAUGGCUUCAUAGAGGAUAACUACAUACAAGCCAGCGAGAGGGAGAGGGCUAAGAGGGCACUGGAACUGCAGGAGGAGGAGGAGGAUGACAUGGUAUUUUCCAUUGGCUAGAAGAGGUGGAAUGGGAGGGGAGAAAGAGGGUCGAGAGAAAUUAGAGAGAAAGACAGACAGACAUACAUACAGAGAGAGAGAGAGAGGUUACUGUAGCCAAUUUGGACACUGAUUAGGGCCAAUGCUGAUAUUAAAUAUAUGCAUGUUGUCAUGACGUUGGCCUGGGGGUAGGUUUAUGAUAGUCAUAAAUACCUCUUCCCCCUUUUUCCUCUCUCUACCCUACUGAUGUUACAUUUGCAAAACCCUUGGUUAACAUAGAGAUUCUGGGAAC
Messenger RNA from Oncorhynchus mykiss (rainbow trout), 1603 nucleotides. RefSeq names its product chromosome 4 C1orf210 homolog (gene c4h1orf210). The record is from RefSeq and is a predicted model, not a curated record. Lineage: Eukaryota; Metazoa; Chordata; Actinopteri; Salmoniformes; Salmonidae. Gene Ontology annotation, molecular function: protein binding.